Messenger RNA from Puntigrus tetrazona (Sumatra barb), 1448 nucleotides. RefSeq names its product probable low affinity copper uptake protein 2. Gene Ontology annotation, molecular function: copper ion transmembrane transporter activity. The transcript is spliced from 4 exons. Gene Ontology annotation, cellular component: membrane. Lineage: Eukaryota; Metazoa; Chordata; Actinopteri; Cypriniformes; Cyprinidae. Bases 180 to 689 code for a protein of 169 amino acids. The record is from RefSeq and is a predicted model, not a curated record. Gene Ontology annotation, biological process: copper ion transmembrane transport.
CUCUUUUUGUUUGGGCUGAGCGGUCCUCAGCUGUCCGGCUGUACGGGCGCAGAAAAAUGUGGCUAAUUUGGCCGUUGAGGUGCAGGGGGUAAUGAAAGUUUCGGUUUUGAGGCAAGGGUCCUGUCAUCUGUAUUAAAUUUCUUUGAACUCCUCGUUAGAAGACCACGCGCGACUUCACCAUGAAUAUGCACUUUAUAGGAUCCAGCAACGUCACGCUGUUGUUUGACUUCUGGGAUGUGCGUGGACCUGCAGGCAUGGUGUUGUCGGUCUUUGUCGUUCUACUGCUCACGGUGAUCUACGAGUUUCUGAAAGUCUGGAAGAUCACUAUUGGAAAACGGAAUCAAGCCUCCGUUAAGCAAUCAUCCGCUCCGGUGUCUUUCUCACCUGAAGCGUCUUGUUUUGCUUCCGUCAUGAAGCAUCAAGAAGGAAGUUCUUCUCUGACCAACAGCCCCUCCGAGAUCUCAUUAGCUCCCACCGAGAAUACAGCCACCACUGCUGACGCCGCCGCCACUGCUAAGAAAAGCUGGCUUCUACACUGCCUCCUGACCGCCAUACACAUCCUGCAGGUGACGCUAGGCUACAUGCUCAUGCUCUGCGUCAUGUCCUACAAUGUUUGGAUCUUCCUGGGGGUCGUCCUAGGAUCCGUCUUGGGAUACUUCCUGGCUUUUCCUCUGCUCAAUCACAUUUGAGAAGACACAGGAGAACGAAAACGUGGCGGUUUAUCACAGAUUCUAGAUCAAGAGCAAAAUGCGAGGUUGUAUUUUAAAGAUCUUGCAUAGAAUCUUAUUUAAAUGAAAUCCGGCGAUAACCAAUUGUAACAUUGGUUAAAAACCAACUUUCAGAAGUGUAGAGGUUAGGUUUUGAACCUGGUUUGAAACGCAAUGUCUUUCAGGCGUUGAAUGCAUUGAUUUUAGCCUUGAGGCUGUACGAUCAGCACUCUACUAAACGGAGGUGUGCCUCAUUUUAUGCUUUCUACAGCUACUGAUGUGAUUUUUAAUAAGCUAAUUUUCUGUUACACAGAUGAAUAUUUCAAUUCUCUUCUCUGAGAUUUGCUUUACUGUAGCCGGUGGUUUUCUGUUAUUUUGGGAAACUCAGACUAGUUUUAAACCUCAUAGUUAACUUCCUAUAUGAGUCAAGAUCAGGCGUUUUUGCGUCGACUGGAAAUAACUGCGGAAUAGCAGAACAAACAAUGGUUCGAACCAUUAGGUAAAAAGAGAAAUGCAAAUCAUGUGGCCUUAGUUAAUGUUCACCAGCAAUACAGACGCAUUGAAACUGAUUGACUCACUGAGAUCAGAUAUUAGAUACCACAAUCCUCACCACAGUGAAUUAAAUGCACUUUUAGUAAGGUUCCUCCAGGCAGUCUUUUUGUUUUUUCUUCAUUGCUUAAUAGUUUUUAAAUGAAAUUUGGUUUAUUGCAGAAUGUAUUAAAGGUUUUGAUUACAAGUCUA